Eremothecium sinecaudum is the source of this 729-nucleotide messenger RNA. RefSeq lists its product as uncharacterized. The coding region runs from base 1 to 729 and encodes 242 amino acids. The record is from RefSeq and is a predicted model, not a curated record. Lineage: Eukaryota; Fungi; Ascomycota; Saccharomycetes; Saccharomycetales; Saccharomycetaceae. The transcript is spliced from 2 exons.
AUGCAAGAUCAGCAAAUAGUUCGUAGGGAAGAUAUAUUCAACAAUGGUUGCGAUGAGCAAGAUGAACUCGAAAAUAGUCCGAUACUGCCCGAUAUAGACUUCCAACUAGUUGAGGUUAAUAGCGAUAAAGUUGAAGGUGAAAAAGUUGAAGACAUCGAAAAUGCCGAACAAGAGUUUGAAUUUCCUUUAUUUUCUUUUGGUCAUAGUGAAUUUGGCAGUAAUGAAGACAAUGCAGGUGCAAAUAAUGGAGGAAAUGGCGGUGAUAUUAAUGACAGGAAGUUAAUAAAAAUCAGUUUGAGAGAGCCCGAACCUGAGCAAACUAUUAAUGAACGUCCGAAAAGCUACUAUGUAGCUGAGUAUACAGUAGAACAGAAAAACCAAUUUAAAACUGCGGCAUUAGAAUAUGGUUUCAUAAUAGAGGAGUCCUUAAAGGACAUGAGAGUCUCGUCAGCAUACUCAUCAAAGUAUCGUGGCAAGCUUCUAGAUCUAAGCGUUUACAACAGAAAGAUUGAAGAAGAAAAGCAGCGGGAAGAGAGAUUAAAGAAAAGAAGACCCGGGAAGAAGCAGCGAUUGGCCAGGAAAAUGGGCAAACAGCAUGAAGAAGAGAGGGCACAUAGGGCUUCAGAGAUUAAGAAGAUGAUUAAGAAGAGGUUUCACAAGCGUGGUGGUAAGAAGAAUAAAAAGAAGGGUUCAGCCGGAGUUGAAAAACCCAAGUUUAGGACAGAAUGA